GGCGUCUCUUCGCUUCGGUGCCGAUCUGACAGUGACACCUCCCCGCUGAGCGGUACCGGGCUUAUGUCGGGCAGGUGCAACCGGAAGGCACACACCGCCCCCGGCUGCCGCCCGUCCCCUCAAAGCUACCUUGACUUCCAACCGUUACGGUGGUUCCGCGCUCCUGGGCGCGGAGAGGCGGCGGGGUGGCGCGACGGACGCCGGCGGGGCGGGGACGCUCACGACCGGCCAGAGUCGCCUGAACAGCCCGCAGCGGCGUAGGGGCUCGGUGCCGGGCCGGUGCCCGCUGCCCCACGAGGGAUGCGCGGCUGUUCGGCGGGCUGCGGGCGCGACAGCAGGGGCCGCUGCGGAGGCCGGGGCGGCGGAACCCCAAGCAUGCUGCCGCCUGGCAGAGGGCGCGGGGACGGGCUGUACCCCCGGGCCGCGUUCCCCUUAUACCCGGCGGGAGCGAGGGCCGGGGCCGCAGCUGGCGGCGGGCGCAGGUCUCGGUCGGCUGCUUGUCUUCCUUUUCCCGUUCCCUCCGCCCAAAUCUCGCCUCCGUGGUCGCUCGCUGCGCUAAUCCCUGUCUCGGAGCCGUUCCAGCCGGGAGCUGGAGCAAGCGACGCUAAAACAUUAAUCCUUCUCUUCCCGGGCCCGCGCCGAGGCCGCUCUCCCGCCGCCGGCGGUAAUCCCCCCGGCCCGCCCCGGUCCCGCGCCUUCCCCCGCCCCGCUCCGCCGCCGCCCCGAGCGCGGGAGGCGCGGGGCACCGGGCUCGCAGACCCCGCCGGAGCCGGGCGGCGCUCCCGCCGUGGCGUCCGACCUGCCUGCCCGUCCGCCCGCGGGUCGGGCCCCCCGCGCCCCGCUGACCUCUCAGAGCAUCGGGGCUCGGACGGACAAGCUGCGGGAGCGGACUGCGGUGUAACCCCACCAGAACAGCCCAAAGCGAUCUCGCCGGAGUAGCGCUGCAAGGAGAGCCUCUGAUUGUUUCAGCGCGAAGAUAGGUGAAAGGACAAAAUGCAACUAGGGGAUUUGCUGUCAGGCCACGAGGUGUGGCAUUAAAAUUAAAAUAAUGACUCGUUUAUGACA
Messenger RNA from Strigops habroptila (Kakapo), 1065 nucleotides. Its product is annotated as homeobox protein Hox-D11-like. The record is from RefSeq and is a predicted model, not a curated record. Lineage: Eukaryota; Metazoa; Chordata; Aves; Psittaciformes; Psittacidae. The transcript has 3 exons. The coding region runs from base 301 to 939 and encodes 212 amino acids.